Morus notabilis is the source of this 505-nucleotide messenger RNA. Its product is annotated as transcription factor MYB3. NCBI's taxonomy places the organism in Eukaryota, Viridiplantae, Streptophyta, Magnoliopsida, Rosales, Moraceae. The record is from RefSeq and is a predicted model, not a curated record. The annotation marks the transcript as partial. The transcript has a single exon.
GUGGUCGCUGAUUGCCGGACGGUUACCGGGAAGAACGGAUAACGAGAUAAAGAACUACUGGAAUUCUCAUCUCAGGAGAAAGCUCAUAAAUAUGGGAAUUGAUCCAAACAAUCAUCGAUUGAAUCAGUCUUUUUCUCGUCCAAAUCAUGAUCUCCAGAACUCCCAAACUGUUGGUAGUGCAAUUGUUUCAUCACCCACCAUCAAAAUUAGUCCAUCGAAACCCCACGGUGGCAACGGUGAUCACGAGGUUUCAGAUGGCGGAAGUUGCUUGGAAGACGACGAAAACUCCUCCUCGCUGCUGCCGGAUUUAAACCUUGAUCUUACAAUGAGCAGUCCUAAUUAUUCGCCUGAGAUUGGUAACAAAACAAUCAAACUUGGAGAGCAAAAGUCAUAUAUUAUAAAUAUUAAUGAUCAUCAUGAGAUAAAGCCCAAAUCGGGAAAAGACUUAGAAGUACUCGGGUCAGCUCCCACGCUUCAAAUCUCUUCACAUGAUGGUCAGAAUUAG